AUGUAUAUGUUCAUGAAUGGAAUGUUUCCAUUCGCAGUGAUCCGAAUGCCCGUCUUCAGUAUGGACAGAAAACGGGUACUUUCGAGGAAUUUACCGACUUUUUCUUUCACGUCCAGCCAACGAUAACUGGACUGAUCACAUCUGGCUAUGGGCAAUACCCUGAUUAUUUAAACAUCAACUGGUUUAUUUGGGAUUAUCCGUGUAUAGCAUGUAAGUUUAUUUAUGCGAAAAAAAUUCUUUCAGCUAUUAGAAACUACAAUUUGAACAAUGUAUGUAUCACAGCCAUGAUUUUGUACUAUUUUGGGAGUGAGUUGAACCCAAUUCAUGUGUUCCCGGGGAUCCUUGCCAGAUAUAAUGUAAAAAAUUGUCCCAGUAUAUUACCACCGAUGAAACUCAAAGAAAUUACGCUCGACUUAUGUCAGCAGUAAGGCCAUACCGGUAUAAACACAAGUUGUUUAGAGAAACAAUAACAGGAACGAUAUCUCAUCAUAAUAUCCACACAAUCUACUUCGAUCUCUCUCCUUAUUUUAGUUCACCCUAUUCAUUUGCUUCCGGAUUAGAACCGUACGUUUUACUGAUUAAUCUAACACUUUUAUCAACAGAAACUCUAGAUUAGUGUCAUCCCUCAAAAAUGUGAAUGUAAUUAUGAAGAUGAAGUCAGGUUACUAUGUUUACAAUAAAAACAGGUCAAUGUUGGCUAUGGUGGACUCCCUGUUUGUAUGUGGUGUCCGAUUAGAUUCUUUCAAAGUGUCAUUGAUCGAGUUGGCAAGACUAAUCUCUUUUUAUUCAUUUCAUGUUUAGGGAUGCGUCCCCAUUCGUCGGAAUUACGUGGAUUGGAUGUAUCAGGACCUUGUAGAUGAGUUACAAAGAAUUGCAUUUUCUGGAAUUACAACCACUUUCGAAGUUAAACUGCGGGUUAAACUUCAUCAAGCAUGGACCUUAAAACAAGUAGCUCAAGCCCAUUUAAGUUGUCUGGAUCCAGGGAAUACGGUCGACCGGAUUCAGGCACUGGUCGAGAAGACGGAAAUUAAGUUCACUCACCGGAUCGGUCGGCUGACUGUAAAGUUCAAGAUUGAGCAUGACAUGAACGCACCGAGAUACAAACCUUACUAA
Bursaphelenchus xylophilus (pine wood nematode) is the source of this 1113-nucleotide messenger RNA. Lineage: Eukaryota; Metazoa; Nematoda; Chromadorea; Rhabditida; Aphelenchoididae. The record is from the annotation of a GenBank genome assembly.